Eleginops maclovinus (Patagonian blennie) is the source of this 4517-nucleotide messenger RNA. RefSeq names its product caveolae-associated protein 1-like. The coding region runs from base 294 to 1694 and encodes 466 amino acids. Gene Ontology annotation, molecular function: rRNA primary transcript binding. The transcript has 2 exons. The record is from RefSeq and is a predicted model, not a curated record. Gene Ontology annotation, biological process: transcription initiation at RNA polymerase I promoter; termination of RNA polymerase I transcription. Gene Ontology annotation, cellular component: cytoplasm; caveola. Lineage: Eukaryota; Metazoa; Chordata; Actinopteri; Perciformes; Eleginopidae.
UUUCUCUGCCUGGUGUAGCAUUCACAUCGCAACGCUCAUGUGGUAACAUCCACUAUCUCUUGGCUGACCCUGCACACUGGACUGAUUCCAGGGAUUUGAAGUAGACAGGACAGACAGACAGAUAGAGCAGACAGAGUGCUUAUAUGCUAGAGAGAGAUAAGUCAGUGUCGAAGUGGAGGAGAAAAGAGCAGCGAUCCAGAGAAGAAAGGGAGAAGCAGGUGAGAAAGUGGAAAAAGGCAUCUAGAAGAAGCAGAAAGGUCGAUUAGCUGUCUGUACACUUCAAAUCAACUGACAUGGCUGCUAUGGAAGCACUGGAAUCCACGAGUGCCCUGAUGGAGCCUCAAUCUCUGACUGAGAUCUCAGACGAUGAGGUCAACCUCCCCCCCUCAGAUGACGAAGAUGAUGCCCUAGCCGCGGUCAAGAAAGAGCUGUCCACCAUGGGUACAGAAGGGGAUGCCGCCGAAGACAAAGACGAAGCAGCGAAGCAGGACACCCAGGUGAAUGGGGUGAUGGUUCUGACUCUGCUUGACAAGAUCAUCGGGGCAGUGGACCAGAUCCAGCAGACCCAGAGUGGGCUGGAGGCCAGGCAGCAGGAGAUGGAGCGCUCGGUGACCAGCAUUCAGGGCGAGCUGACAAAACUCUCCAAGAGCCACAGCACCACAUCCAAUAGCGUGAACAAGAUGAUGGAGAAGGUGCGGAAGGUCAGCGUCAAUGUCAAGACUGUGCACGCCACCCUGGAGAAGCAAGGAGGCCAGAUCAAGAAGCUGGAGAGCAACGAGUCCGAGCUGCUCAAGAGACGCAACUUCAAAGUCAUGAUCUACCAGGAUGAAGUGAAGGUUCCCUCAAAACUCAGCAUCUCCAAAUCCUUGAGGGUUUCUGAGUCUGUGUCGGGAAGCAGAGGAGGCAGCAUGCUGGAGCUGAAGGAAGCUGUAGAAGGGGAGGAGGCUGAGGCAGAGAAGGCAGACAAGCCCCAUGUAGACCUUUCAUCAGAUGAAGAAGGGUUGGAGAUCGAGGAGACCAUAGAGGAGACCCGCGCCGAGCGCAUCAAGCGAAGCAGCCUGCAGCGUGUACAAACCCUGAAGACGGUCUUCUCAAAGGAGAAGAUGGAUAAGAACAGAGCAAAGACCAAAGAGAACCUGGAGAGGACCAAACAGAAAACCAAGGAAAACAUUGAGAAGACAAAGCAGAAGACCAAAGAUAACCUGGAAAAGACCAAACAAAAAACCAAGGAUACUUUGGAGAAGACCAAACAGAAGACCAAGGACAACCUGGAGAAGACACGUCACAACAUCGAGAAGAAGAUGGGGAAGCUCGGAACAAAGAUGAGUGUCAACCCUGAGCGCAAGCAGAAGAUCGUAACAUCCCGUGAGAAGGUGAAGAAGUCCUUCACACCAGACCAUGUGGUUUACGCCCGGUCAAAGACUGCUGUGUACAAGGUGCCCCCCUUCACCUUCCACGUCAAGAAAAUCCGUGAGGGUGCCGAGGAGGUGAUCCAGGGAACGGAGAUGGUGGAGGUGUCCCAAGAUGCUGAUGCCUUCAGCGGAGUGGAUGGGGAGGUUGAGGAGGGCGCAGUGGAGCUUGAGAUGGAGAUGAUGAAUGGAGGGGGGGAUGAGGAAGAAGCUGAGGAGGAUGAAGAGGAAGACAGCCAUGAGGCUCUGCAGGAGAAUGAAGACAGAGAUAGAGACAGCGACUAGAUAAAGAAUAAGGAAUUGGUCAAGGUCCUCACAUGAUCCCUGAGAUUCUUUUGUAGAAACAAAAUUGAUUAUGGGGAUUGGUAAUGAAUAAUUAUGGUUGAUGACAACUUGGGUCUAUUUUUUUAAUAUUUUCGGCCGUUAUUAGUGUCAGUUAUGAUAACUUUGUACAUACAGUACAUGUAAUUGUUGAGAUCUGGGAGCACGUUACAAGAUGAAUAGGUCAGUCAGAUGUUUAGACAGCUGAGUUAGGGUUAGGGUUGGAGUUCGCAAAAACUGUCGUUCACCUAACAGAAGAACCUGUGGACAAUCACAACUAUCAUAAGGAUGGUACAGUUCCCCUUUGUUUCUCCACCUUAUAAAUUUGGCGAGCCUACAACCCAUCCUUUCAGAUUGUCCGACUGUUGCUUCUCUUGAUGUGUUGCAAGUUUUUUUGAUGAAACAGCUCUGAUAAACCCACUGUACACCUCCCACUCAGCAACAAGCAGACACAGUUAGGGACCUGCUGGUACAAUCUGGCAGCUGAAGACCUAUGUCUGAAAUGUUGGACUUUUGCAUGUGGACUUAAACAUCACACCAUAUGAAUGUUAUUGUUGCUAAAACAUUAGCAAAAAGCAAAGCUAGUGCCAGGAAGUAUACCAGUAUAGAACUACUAUAAAAAAAAAGUAAGGACUAGAAGGUAAUCUGACCUUGGGUUGCAGCAUUCCCAGAUCGUAGCAGUUAAUUUGGCAAGACAAUGUUAUCAUCACCAUUCCAAAUAAUGACAUUCACUAUAAAAAAGGGACCCAAGUUGUACAAAAAAAAGAACAAAUCCCCAGGAAGGGCUUCAUUUUCCAGGGAAAUGAAGCCCUUUUUUAUAGUGAAUAAUGACAUUCACUAUAAAAAAGGGACCCAAGUUGUACAAAAAAAAAGAACAAAUCCCCAGAAAGGGCUUCAUUUUCCAGGGAUUAAUACAAAUCUUCCCAUAUCCCAAAUUUCCCAAGUGCACAAGCACUUCAAGAGUUGGUUAGCUAGCCGCUACAUGUGUUUAAAGUCCAUAUUUGUUUGAGUGAAGUCGAUGAUCGUGAAAUUCGAAAGAAGAAGAACAAGAAAAUGUGAAGAGGAAACCGGAUAUAACUUUGUUCUUGACUGGGGAAGGGAGGUGGGGCCAUUGUGGAACUGACAUAGUCAAGAAACAAUAAGGAGGACACCAUCAUCGCAUUGUAAGUGUAGUUUUUAGCAGCAUUUCCUCCUAUUUUUUAAAAACCCCAAUCAAGCAUAUGGAAAGGAAUAAUCUCCUGCUACUGAAUUAAAGUAUUAAUGUCCAAUGGAAAGUUAAACAGAAAAUGUCCAAAUUGUUCAUAAACAAACUGAGUACAUAUUUGUGCUUAAAAUGCUUAAAUACAUUGUCUAUUACAUACCGCACACGCACACGCACACGCACGCACGCACACACACACACACACACACACACACACACACACACACACACACACACACACACACACACACACACACACACACACACACACACACACACACAAGUAUUCCUUCCAUCACUUUGUUGUUCAUCUGUUUAAAACCUGAAGUGUUAUCUUACCCUGCUUAAUGUACUCAUUACUUAGUUACCAUGUUGUAAUUUCUAGGUUUUGAUGAGUUCAUAGUUCAAUAUUUGUAUAUGAAUUUGUAUGUGACCAGAAUUUACACAUGGCUGACAUCAAUUCCUAUUCAACACUGACAGCCUAAUAUUUGCUUCACACCUGGUUGCAGUACUCUAAUGCAACAUUUUCCUGCCAAAUAAUAACAAGUACCCAUGGAAACGAAGGUCUGCAACUCAAAGGCAGAGACAGCUCAUCUAUAGGUCCAUUGCAUUUCACUCGCCGAUUGUAUUCACUUUGUUUAGUUUUGUUUUAUUUUAAGAAAAUCUUCUUAUAAAUCAUGUUAUGUGCUAUUUUAAGAUGUGUUUUCUAAAUAAACUGAGAUAAGGACCAAUGCUCUCAGAAAGAACCAGUUCACAGUCUUACCAACUGUGUACUAUUGGGACCUGUCCAUUCACAGGACAAAAGGAGAGUGUGUAACGGCGGAGGUCUGUCACUGACCCCUAGUGUCCAGUCAUUUCAUUUCACCAGACCGCUAAAGUGUUCUCUUCCAUUUCAUUUAGAUCUUACAACACAUUUUUCAUCUCUUGUCCACAUUUACUUAUUUGUAAUAAGGUCCAUAUGUUUUAUAUAUUCACAACUACUGUUUUCAAGAAUUAAUUAAUAGAUUUUCUAGCAUUUUCAAGAUAGAUUUCCAUUCACCUAUGCACUUAUCCUUGACAGGUCAGCUGAAGUGAAUCGAAAGUAUGAGUCAAAAAUGUUUUUUUAUAUAUAUAUAUAACCCUUUCCAAAGUUUAACACAUUGCCACAGCAUUUGUUCUGUCAGCGUUCAGUUUCUAGCUCAGACACAUCACAGCUUUAUUAGUGUUUUUUGUAUAUAAUGUGAAUCACUGCAAAUGCAGAUAAUAUGCUCUUUUUUUUUUUUACAAGAGAGCUUCUUGCCUUCUGCUGCUUGCACUUCUUUUGCAUUUAAUACAGCUUCUCAGGCUGUAUCCUAGCUUUUUGAUAAAAUUGUGUUAGAGAAUUAUAUCAGUGGUUUAAGGCUAAGCCUUUCAAAGUGGAUUAACAAUGCCAUGUCUGCCAGAGAAAUAACAACAUGCAGGUGUGCUGAGGCCGAUGUCAAUGGAACAUAAAAUGUAGUUCACACUUAACUGUUUCCUUGCUUUUGUUUUGUUGGUAACUGAUUCCAGUAUAAUGUUGCAUUGCUUAACCACUAAUGAUUUAAUUAAUAAAAGCUGUUUGGUUCACA